Molecule: messenger RNA, 2736 nt
Organism: Gaeumannomyces tritici R3-111a-1
Lineage: Eukaryota; Fungi; Ascomycota; Sordariomycetes; Magnaporthales; Magnaporthaceae
Product: arginine N-methyltransferase 2
Exons: 2
Coding region: 112-1548 (478 amino acids)
Biological process (GO): peptidyl-arginine methylation
Cellular component (GO): cytoplasm; nucleus
Molecular function (GO): protein arginine N5-methyltransferase activity
Source: RefSeq, a predicted model, not a curated record
AGGACGCAGCCAGCCGAGGGGUAAAUUAAAAAAUAUAAAAAAAAGUAGAGAGAUCAAACAAGACAUUCGAGCCACCACACCGAGAGCUACCCCUGGACCCAAGACACAAGGAUGGCAACCUCCGACGCCCCGGCGCAGGGUGCAGCCCCCUCCUCCCCGGCCCCCGCCCGCAUCUCGUCCGACUGCCCGGACGAGACGGCGCAGAUCCUGCGCGCCGCCGCCGCCCACGACGUCGCCGCGCUCAAGAAGCUGCUUGACAGCCCCGGCAAGGCGAGCGCGCAGGACCCCGCGACGCGCGAGACGCCGCUGCACGCCGCCAUCCGCUCCGCCGCCACCGCCUCCUCCUCGGACGAUGAUGCCAAAUCAACAGCAAAAACAAGAACAACAGAAGCCGCCAAGGCCACCCUGACGGAGCUCUUCUGGUCCGGCGCCAUCUGGAACGACGUCGACGACGCCGACGAGACGCCCGGCUGCCUCGCCCUGCGCCUGGGCCUGCCCGAGCUAUACACCAUGUGCAGGGACGCCGGCGUGCGCGCCGAGAUGCUCUUUGGCGUCCUGGACGGCUACGAGGCCCUGUCGAGCGGCGACGAGGACGAGGCCAUUGCCGAGGACGCUGCUGUUGCUGGUGACGCGGACCCGCUAGAAGACGGGGACGAAGCGCCGCAGCUUGUCGACGUCGACGCCAAGGGUGAGGAGGCGGCCGAUCCGACCGCAGUGCCGAGCAGCGAGGAGGAAGCAAAAUCCGCCCCCGCAGCCACCAGCGACGCAGACACAAACGCAAGCGCAGUACAGAAACAGGGCGAGCACAAGGUCGAGAGCGAGACGUAUCUCCGCUCCAAGCUCACCUACUUGGAUGGCAAGCUCGUCGACGACGACGGAAACGGCGUCAUGAUGGCCUGGGAGACCGAGAUCAUGCGCCGCAGCGUCCACGCCCUCCUCUCCCCCGCCUCCGACUCCUCCGCAGACCCCCUCCCCUCGGGCAAGCGCAUCCUCAACAUCGGCUUCGGCAUGGGCAUCAUCGACUCCAUGUUCGCCGCCACGAACCCCUCGCGCCACCACGUCAUCGAGGCCCACCCGGAGGUCCUCGCCCACGCUACCACAUCACCCGACUCGGCCUUUGGCGCGUCCUGGGAAGCCCGCGGCCCCGAGCCGGGCGCCUACAAGAUCUUUGGCGGUAGGUGGCAGGACGUCUGCCACGGCCUGCUCGAGGCCGGCGAGGUCUACGACGCUAUCUACUUCGACACUUUCGGCGAGGACUACUCGCAGCUGCGUCUCUUCUUCACCGACCUCGUCCCGGGUCUGCUGGACCAGCGUGGCCGCUUCGGCUUCUUCAACGGCCUCGGCGCCGACCGCCAGGUCUGCUACGACGUCUACACCAGGGUUGUCGACAUGCAUCUCUCCGAGGCCGGCAUGGACGUCGACUGGACCCCCGUCGACGUCGACAUGGAUCGCAUGCGCGAGGCCGGCGCCGGGGAGUGGGAGGGCGUCAAGAGGAGAUACUGGACUCUCGACAAAUACCAAUUGCCUGUGUGCACUUUUCUAGGCUGAGCAUCAAGCCUUGCCCAGACGACGAGAACUUGAUCAACCAAUGGCCACGCCAAUACCAAGACUAUAUAUAUCCAGACAGCGCCCAUCGACUCCUCGCACAAUCGUGUCCCAAGCUCACAACACCCUACUCAUGGUCUAUCACGAACACGUCCCUACCUGGCCAAGUGGUUCACGGUCCCUUGGAGCAUAGAGACACCCCGUAGGACUGCCUGGCGGGCUUAUUUGAAGUUGUCCGUGUUCCGGAUGCCCGCCACGUUGCCCUCCUUGACGCGCUUGAUGGUUAGGGCGGCGAUGAGUGCGGCGCCCACGCCACUGCCGUCCUCGGCCGCCAGGAUCUCAAUUGGGUCCUCCUCCUUGGGAUCCGUCUUCUCGGGCCAGUCGAGGAUCUCGCGCAGCGCCUUGGCCCCGCGCGCCUUGAAGUUGGGGUACUUGUUAAACACGGACCCGUCGGCGCCGACAUGGCACGACUCGUAGCCCUUCUUCUUGCAGAUGGCCGCGACACCGCACGACGAGAGACGCGCCGCCCGCGUGCCGAUGAGUUCGGCCGUCCUCCGGAUGAGCUCAAGCUCAUUCUUGUUGGGAUGGAUGUUGAGCUUGGACUGGAAAAGGUCCGACGUCUCCUGCAAGUUCUCGAAUGGGUCGCUACGAGAGAUUGUCAGCAGAGCCAACACUAGGCACUUUGAAUUCACCCCGACAGUGGUUUGGGUACGUACUCUUCAAUCGCGGAAAGGAAGGACGAAUCGAGGGUGUAGGCUCUACGCAGCUUAGAAAUGUCCUGGUUGGCAAAGAUGCGCGUCUCGUGGUUGUCGUGCAGGUCAACGAGGAUCAGCCGGAAUAUCUCGCCCAGGUACAGGCCGGCAAUCAUCUUCUCAAAGGCCUGUUGCCCGGGCCGGGGCGAGUCCUCGUCGAUCUUGACGUCGUAAGGAGUCCUCGGCAGGACCUUGUGCUGGUUGUCGAAUGCACCCCACUCGCAGUUUAUGGCCAUGGGCGUGUCAGGUGGCAGGUUCAUAUGGGCCAGCUUUGGGAUGGAGCCGCAGUUCUCCAUGUAUGCUGCGUUGCAGCCAGUGCCAAAGAUGCAGCCAAUCCUCAUCUUGGUGUCGGUGUAGGCCGAGGCGAUCAAAGUCCCCGUAGUGUCGUUGAUUAGCGCAACCAGUUUGACAGGCACUCCCUGACAGUGUAGGAAACCGG